Solea solea (common sole) is the source of this 628-nucleotide messenger RNA. It is a transcript of the gene nupr1b, whose product is annotated as nuclear protein 1b. The transcript is spliced from 3 exons. Gene Ontology annotation, cellular component: nucleus. Bases 66 to 290 code for a protein of 74 amino acids. The record is from RefSeq and is a predicted model, not a curated record. Lineage: Eukaryota; Metazoa; Chordata; Actinopteri; Pleuronectiformes; Soleidae. Gene Ontology annotation, biological process: negative regulation of cell cycle; regulation of transcription by RNA polymerase II; negative regulation of cell population proliferation.
GUGAAGAAAAUACAACCUGUUGUUUUUCUCAUCGAAAGAAGAAGAAAAAGAAGAAGAAAAAAAAGAUGAGUCACGUCGACGUGAAAAAUCUGAAACCGACAACUUUCGAAGAAGAAAACUACGAUGAAUAUGAAUAUUACAACCUGACGGAUAAAUACACAGAAGGUUCGGCCCGUAAAGGCAGAACAAAGAAGGAGGCGAGCGACAACACCAACAGACCCAAUCCCGGCGGACAUGAGCGGAAGAUCGUGGAGAAACUGCACAACAGCGAGAAGAAAGCCAAAGAGUGAAGGACACUGAGGACAACUUGGACGGCUUUUCUCGGACAUUGACAUUGACCGUGGUCUCCUUGGCAACAGAAUGAGACGCAUGGACUGUCUUUUUGCGCUCUGGUGGGCGUGGUUCUACCCGGGCGUGAGGAGGAGCCUGAACUUCCAGGGAUCUUCACACAGCAGAUCCUGCACUGUGGCUCCUCCGCCUGUAGGUGGCGUGUGCACUGGGUCCACAGUGGGAUGAGGACAGUGCACCGUGAUGUGACCGUGGUGUCGGAAGAAUCUGGUAAAUUCUGUGUUUAAAAAAAGUUAUUAAAGUAAAUUUUACUAAUAAAAACAUUGUUUUUUCAAAGUGA